This is a messenger RNA of Suillus paluster, 828 nucleotides long. RefSeq lists its product as uncharacterized. The record is from RefSeq and is a predicted model, not a curated record. Lineage: Eukaryota; Fungi; Basidiomycota; Agaricomycetes; Boletales; Suillaceae. The coding region runs from base 1 to 828 and encodes 275 amino acids. The transcript has 2 exons.
AUGGCUUCUUUCCCUGCACAACAGUCUUAUCCUUCUAAUGUCCAGCUUCCUCGCAAGCUGCAACGUCCAUCAUAUGCUGAGGUUCCUAGACAAAAUAUUGCUGCUAUCGCACCUGAACUCUCAGAAGUACCCAUGGACUACGUCCGUCGCGGUCUGAAGCUGCAAGCAAACCAGAUGUUGGCUGGUAUCGCAGCACUUUCACCAUCUCACUUGCCUCCGAGCAUGCCUCGCUCGCAGUUGCACCACUCCCCUAGUCUAACCAUUCCAAUUCGGGCAUCUGGCUCCUCCUCUUCCUACCCCACACACAUACUUGCACUCUCCAGAUCAUCCAGCUCUUCCGAUCCGUAUGUGACCCUCGUGGCCACCCAUUCGCUUAUUCUCGCAUCUAAUUGCGCUUCCCUCCCCCGCCUCCCCCCAUCAGCUUCAUCUCAUGGCGCUACUGUUAGCGUCACUCUUCCAGUACUUCCUCUCACUAUACCCGCCCCGGCAGCAUUCAGCCCCUUGCACACUUUCCUCUACACUCAUUCAGCACCUCAACUGCUCUCCGCACUCCUUCCGGCUGUCCCGGGCUCUUUCUUGUCUACCCUUACGUCACCACAAGCACUCCGAGGCACACUUGCCUCCGGGCCUGCACUCCACACGCUUUCCGCGCACCUGAUGUCAUCUGCCCCUGGUAUGAGUGCACUUACCAACGUCGCCCAGAACAUCGCGGCUGUGUGGAGAAACGCAGUUGCACUAGGCGUGCAUGAUCCCGAACUCUGGGACUGCCUUGACCUCGCAUGGGAGGUCAUAUUGGGUGCUAUGAACCUCGGUGCCGGAGCGCGCUAA